AUGACGAAGAACACUGCCGGCGGGGCGCAGCCCUCGCAGCCGACGAACGAACAGAGUCUUGGAAUGCAAGACAUUUUGACCGCCCUCAAUGAUAUCCGCGAUGUCGUCAAGGACCUAUCCCUCAAAGUCAGUUCGCAUACCGACCUUCGUACCGAGAUCCGCGACGAGCUCUCUAGCCUCCGCAAGGAUCGCGGGCCUCUAAGGAUUAAGCAGUUGCCUCUUCGCCAGAAGACCGAUCACAACGCCUCUAACGUCCCUGGCAAUGAAGACCUCUUGCACGACGUUCCUGUUGAGGUCGAGUCCAUGCCAAAGUGUCCUCAAUCCACCGAGAGCCGUCACAUUGCUUUGGAAGUCAACAGACUUACCAACAAGCUCACCGACAAGCUUGAAAAGAUGACCGCAGACCCCAAGAGCUUUCCUGUGGAUGGCUGCAAGCUUCUUCUCGACAAAUCCAAGCUUGCUAUCAACUACUGUCAGUCUUUCGUCGACGAGGGCAAGAUAGCCAUCGACAAGUGCAAUCUUGCCCUUGAGAGGAGCAAGGCUGCUAUCAACGACUGCCAGUCUGCAAUUGAUAGAAACGAUGUUGUAUUCAACGAGUUUCAGUCCGCCAUUGAGAAGCGCACGCUUCCUACCGACAGGAACAAGCCUUUGCGCUCUACUCAUCUGGCCGGCGAUAUUCCGACUCUCCCACAGACAUUUUAUGAUGUCGAAAAGCUUUCUAGGGAUGAGGUUGACUUCCUCAUGAAGUUCAUGAGUAGUUCUUUCUUCACCGAAAUCCCUUCCACCACCGGAAUUCCUUCCAUCGCCGGAAACAUUCCUGUUAAGUUCUUGAGGUCUCACCUUACCGGCAACCCCAUUCCAUUCUUCCCUAAGACCAUUGGGGACAUCUGGAAGCUCUCCCACCACGAGAUGGAAUGCAUCCUGGUCCACUUGCGCGAGCCUUGGUCGGCUACUGUGAGGAAGACCCUCAUAGUGCUCUACUCCGCCUUGGGUUUGCGUUGA
Aplosporella prunicola CBS 121167 is the source of this 1002-nucleotide messenger RNA. RefSeq lists its product as uncharacterized. Lineage: Eukaryota; Fungi; Ascomycota; Dothideomycetes; Botryosphaeriales; Aplosporellaceae. The transcript is spliced from 2 exons. The record is from RefSeq and is a predicted model, not a curated record. The coding region runs from base 1 to 1002 and encodes 333 amino acids.